Messenger RNA from Puccinia graminis f. sp. tritici CRL 75-36-700-3, 951 nucleotides. RefSeq lists its product as uncharacterized. The coding region runs from base 1 to 951 and encodes 316 amino acids. Lineage: Eukaryota; Fungi; Basidiomycota; Pucciniomycetes; Pucciniales; Pucciniaceae. The record is from RefSeq and is a predicted model, not a curated record. The transcript is spliced from 5 exons.
AUGGACCCAAUAACAGAAGAGUACACUGCAGACGCUUUCGUACACUAUGCAGCUCACGGUUUUUUGCGCCCAAAACAUCCUAGACAUGGCAAUCAUAUCGAAAUUAUUUCCGUCAGCCGUAAGGAACUCGAGAAACAUCUUUUGGAGCAUUACCAAGAGAUGCAACGAAAUUUCGAAAUUCAACUAGCUGAGAGGACGAUGGAAUACAACAAACAAAUUCAAUACAAAAAUGACGAAAUACGAAAUCUGUCGCAUGAAUGGGCAACCAACCUAGAAAAAGUGAAAGAGGAUAGGAAUGCAGAAACACAAAGAGUCGUGCGGCUUGAAAGGAAACUACAACAACUUCAGAGCAACUUCAAUGUUAUCCAUACCCAACGUCUCGAAGCACAGGAAGAAGUUUCCGGAUAUCAGUCACGUCUCAAAAAUUUGAAGGAUCGGCUGCACAAAGCCAUUAUGCAACAGGACACUCUGCAUCGUCAACUAGUUGAGGCGCACAAGGUCAUUGAAACAAACAUCAAGAAUCUGGCGAAAUCCGAACAGGUUUUGAAAGAAACCAAGGUUGAACUAAAGAGUGUAAUGUACAAGGGUUACUCGCAUUAUAGACUGAAGAGUCACCUUUUGAGCAGCGAAAACUCAAAACUCAAAGGAGAGAAUCAGGAAUUGCUUUCGGAAAUUUCCACUUCAAAGGCAAUUCUGGUCGAACAAACCCUUGCGAACACAGAAAUUCGGGUACUAGUUUCCAAACUCCAAGACAAUUUAGUUGAAUUGGAAAUUCUUCCAUCGGAUGCUCGAGAGAAUCGGCCAAUCUUCAAUGCGAUCGUCUCAAAUUUUGACCUUUCUGAUUCUCCUUUGCAUUAUUCCAACGGCUUUGAGACUUACAUUAUGCAACUGGAAAGGCCAAGCCACCACCCAACAAUUCCAAACGGUUGCUACAAAUUGGAGGAUGUUUGA